GACCGAGGAAAAUCAAGCACGUAUGGCUACUGGGGGUGGUCCGGAGAUUCCAGAUGCACAGGUAGACCCUGACAUUGCAGCAAUUGUGCCGCAUUUAAUGACUCUUGCCCCGACCGAGUUCAGUUCGAAUAUUAUUCCAGAGGAGCAAGCAAUAGCCAUGGGUAGCGUUCUGGAGAAUGACGAUGAUUCACUUUUUGAAUUUCAAGAUGUCGAAUACUUAUUAGAUGCGUCAAUUGAUAGACCACCGACAGAGCCUACUCCAAGCUGUUCAUCAGGAACCCCGGGGCAGAUUUGCAAAAAAAUGCGUGUGGCGGCAAAGCGAAAUCGGUCAGAAUCAUCGAGUCAUUUUUCAGCGUCAAAAUCUGUAGCUCAGAAGGCGAUGGAGGAAGCUUUGACAAAGAGACUAGACGCUCUAUUAGCUGAGGACAGAGAGCUCUUUGAGAUGAAGAAAGACCGUGAGCGAAGAAUAUCAAAAUUAAUGAAAGAUAACGAAAACGACAUUCAUCUGCUUAAAUUUUAACACCUUCUACGAAU
This is a messenger RNA of Neodiprion fabricii, 534 nucleotides long. RefSeq lists its product as uncharacterized. The record is from RefSeq and is a predicted model, not a curated record. The transcript is spliced from 3 exons. The coding region runs from base 23 to 520 and encodes 165 amino acids. NCBI's taxonomy places the organism in Eukaryota, Metazoa, Arthropoda, Insecta, Hymenoptera, Diprionidae.